CGCUACUUUACCCCGCGAAACUGUCUACAAGUAAACAGAGACAAGAAACAUGCCCAAAAGAAGAAACCCGUUUGGUGAAGGAUCACCCCUUCAGCUAAAAUCUCACAUUGGUAAUAAGGAAUUAAACGCUGGAGUUAGCGGAGAGCAGAAUCUUAAAGCUGUGUAUGAGAGGACAAAAAAUAUGCUCUUCAAUGGCGUUCAGACAUUGUACCAUUCUGACACAGUGACUGCUGAUGCCAAUUGUAAUCUGCCAUUUAUCGCCAACUACAAUACAAUGGAUGCCACAUCCCAGGUCCCUGGUCAGCUGGUUAUUGACCAUGAGGGUCAGCUGACUGUUCCAUCAGCAUUGAACAGGGCUCCAAAUGAAGACAUGGAAACUAGUCAGCCAACUGCAUUUGGACUAAACAACAGUUCUAGUACAUUUGAUUUUUCAAAGGGUAAAAAGCCAGUAGAAAGGAGGCGACUGCCGUCUGAUGAACGAUGUAACUUCUGUGAGAAAGCUUUGAGUAAUGAGCAAUCCUUACAGUGCUACAACUGUCAGAGAAACUUCUGUCAGCUUUGUUCAGUCCUCAAUUAUGAUGAAAGUUUUGAGAGAGUUUUCUGCUUGGGAUGUUCAGCUUAGAGCUUUCUUUCCAUGGAUGGCUUCACAUGAAUUCCAUAAGACCUCAGUACUCAAUAGAUCUUCCAAAUUUUACAAUAUGCAGAAUUUAUACCAAUGCAACAAUGCUACAAUUGUCUACCUAAUAAUUUGACAAUUUAGAAAGAUGCCACAUUCAUCACUUUGAAUUGUGUAUUAAGAGAUACAUCAGUGGAGAAGCAAACAUUGUUGAAAUUACUUUUGUGUUCAGAAGGAUUGUGUUAUGAAAUUAAGAAGUACAUGUAUGUGUGCAGGUAUACAUACUGUGUGUUUUCUUGAUGAAAAUGCAAUUCAAGUACCAGUACAUUUCCUGAAAAACAGAAGUGCUUCGUGCCAUGCAACAAUAGUUCUCUUGUCCCUUAUCUGUUCUUUGCUCAUUCCAAGAGAGGAAAAACACUGUGAAGAUUCUACCACUGAACUUGCAGAUAGUCAGAUGUGUGUAAAUUCAAGAUGCUGAUCUUCAGUUGGACCUUAUCCUUACAAAAUUAAGAUUUUGCUUUCAUUCUUUGAAUAAUUUUGCCAUUAAAUUCUGCAAAACAGGGAUAUUUUUAUGGGGUAAUUUUGCAAAUCCGUGGAACAAAAUGUUUUGAUGGGGGUUAUUUUUGCAGAAGUUGAAGAAUUUGCAUCAUGUUUGUUGGUAUUUUUGUUUAGUAUGUUACUUGCAGGAAAUUGUUCAUAUGGUGAUAAAUUUUGUGACCUUAGUUUAAUUGCAGAAUUUGCAAAUUAAAUAAUUUCCCAAGGAAAAGCUUUCGUGUGUACAGUAAAUGCAAACAAAUUAAAGCAAGAUCACUUUGCUUUACGUGGGAUUUCCCUUUGAGUUUCACAUUGAAUUUCUUCAUUUUGAUUGUAUCUACUGAUAAUUUGUAAGCUGAAGAAUUCUUUCAUGUACUUUUAUAAUGUGAAAAACAUUUUGUUUCCUGUUGCAAGCCAACAUUAACUCAUGAUGGGCCAGCUUUGAGGUUCUGUGGACUUGUACUCCACAACCACACACACUGGACUGGAUAACCGAAUUAUUAAAUGACAUAGUUGGACAGUAAAUCACCACAGUCAUAUGGGCUUAAUAAAUAUGGUUGCUGAUAUAAUUAUUUUUUAUUUAAUUGUUUUCUAGAUAACAAAGUGUGACAUCCACGGCUUAAAUUUUAACGAGUAUUCUAAUACCCAAUGUGUUAGCUAAUGAGUAUUCUAAUACCCAAUGUGUUAGCUACAUGUAGUGAUGUGUAUGUUUAAAACAAUCCAUAUUUAUCAAUUAUUUUUUUUAUUCUAUAUAUUGUUUUCAUCAAAUAGUGCAUGUAUUUUGUAUAGAAUUUAAUAUGCAGAUUGUAAUUUAACAGAAUUUUUUUGCAAAAAGUGCAGCUUUUUUUUUUCUUAAAUGUUUUUGAUAGUAGUUAAGAAAUGCCAAAAAAUAUGUUAAAUA
Molecule: messenger RNA, 2051 nt
Organism: Saccostrea echinata
Lineage: Eukaryota; Metazoa; Mollusca; Bivalvia; Ostreida; Ostreidae
Product: apoptosis regulatory protein Siva-like
Exons: 4
Coding region: 50-622 (190 amino acids)
Biological process (GO): extrinsic apoptotic signaling pathway
Molecular function (GO): CD27 receptor binding
Source: RefSeq, a predicted model, not a curated record